AUGGCCGCUCUGCCCCUGUAUGUCCUGCGAGCCCAUGCUGGUCUCCCUCCUCUUCUAUCAUCAUUUCGUUGCCUCUUCAGGCUUCUGCCCCUGAAGUUCCCACCCUUUCCUCGUCCAAUGAUUGGCCAGAUGCCAGAGCCGCUCACUGAGCUCAGUUUCGAUGCCACUCACCUGGUGGUGGGACUUCCCUGGAUCGCUGGGAAGUCGCCGCCGCCGGGCCUUUGCACGGGCCGCACCCGCUGCGGAUUCCCCUUCCCACAGAUUCUGCGCGUUCGGCUGCUCCUGUUGUCCACGGUGCUCUCCUGGAGCCUGGGGUACCAGUCAGGGCCCUGUCCGGAGACAGAAACCCCCCGAGCUCUCACAGAGAAUCCACACGUGGAAACGGCUGUACACACGCUGGAGCAGCACUCAUUUGGAAAGGCCGCACUCCCCGGCGUUUUCUCCCGGGACCUCCUCCCACGGAUUGCUCCUCGGGUUCCCAGUGCCCAGGCCCCAGGCCCACCAGGCCGCACGCGCGAGCCGCCGUCCUCGCACUGGCCAGCAGGUGGCGCCCGGGCUCCACGGCCGGAGUCGGGUAGCGCGUCGGGCGCCGCGGGAAGUCGCCUCCGAGAGGGGCCGCUGCGCCUCGGCGGCGGCUACCCGAGGUCCCGGGGCCAACGUCGCCAGCGGUGCCCGGCAGGGGCUUGGCAGGGCCCGGGUCGCCCCACGGUCCCGCCCGCACUGCUUCCGUCCGGGGACGCUCCCCAGGGCCGUCCGAGCGGACUACGCGCGGGUCCCCGUGACUGGGGGGCGAGCGUGGGGCCGGCGUCUGCGCCCCUCCCGGAGGCGAGGCCGGGGUCGGGUUGGGACCAGCGCGCGCUUCCCUCCCCGCCGCGCAGGGGUCGGCCAGGGCCGCGGCUGGCGACAGGUGGCGGGACCUGGGGGACAGGUCCGCGGGUAGCCUGGGGCGGGGAGCCGCCCCCACGGCCCUCAGAGCGCCCUCCGGGUGUGAUGAUCAACCACACGACGGCCCCGCGCUGGCCCCGGCAGAGCCCAGUCCCCGGCGCAGCCCCGUCCCCGGCGCGGGUCCGCAGGGCGAUCCGGGCGGCCGCGGCUCCACAGCCCCCGCCCUCCUCCAGCGGCAGCGCCCGCGGGGGCCGAUCGGGGUCAGGGCGGGGAGACGCGCGGACUCCUCGGUGGCGUCGCCCGGACACCUGCUCGGCCCCAGGUGAGCCCCAGAACAGUCCCUUUCUCUGCCCUGGGGGAGCCGGGAAGAUGUGCAGCCCCAGCCCUCGUCCUCGGCGGAGCCUCGCGCGCAGAGCCUAGCGCGAUUCGCGCCCUCAUUACCACUACAAAGCGCGAGCCAGACCAAUCCCCUUUCUAAUGCACCAUUUUCGACUGAGAACAUCAAGAGGCCAGAAACUUCCAAGUCAGCUUGCAGACGCAGACGCCUCCUGGGUCCUGGCUUUAAGAACCAGAUGCCAACAUUCCCGGACAGUUUAUGGCAUCCGGAUCCCUCAAGGGUGCUCAUCUGCAGUUGAGAGUCUAAUAAACGGCAUUAACAAAGCGUUUCAACAACUACCACGGCUUAACAGUGGCUCUUCCCCUGCCCUGCCACCAUUCGGGCCGUAAUUCCUUCCAGGAUUCCCGCACCGUCCUGUGUGCCCAGAGCUCUCUAGAGCACCAGGAUUCUGUGUGAAGAAUACAGAGACAGACGUUACAUUUCAAAGAAAAAAGGGCGAUACGACGGCCCUCUUUAAGGAGAGCGUAAACAUGCACUUUAGGUAAAAGCUAAUCUUUUACACGCCUGUGCACGGCACACCUCUUUUGCUGUUCGCCUUGACCCCAAGAGUUUGGAAAGACUGCCCCCAUUUCAGAGAGGAAGAAACGCAGGCACACAUGAAUGACAGACUCCUCUGUGGUGGCCUAGACUCCAGCCAACACUUCUGGGACUACCUGCCAUCGUGCAUGGUCACCAUGUAACAAAUGCAGACAUCUCUGAGAUCACCAUGCAGUGAGGAUGUCCAAGCUGGUGGCAUGAAGAGGCCACAUGGAAAGGGCUAAAAAAGGGGCCAGCCUCAGUCAUCCCAGCUGAGCACCUGGCUGGGAGUAAAGGAGGACCCCAUGGAUAUCCAGCCCGCCCGUUGUUUCUUUCUUCUCUGGGAGCACCUGCACCCCCGGUUUGCGGCGUGUCCUGGGGCCAUCAAACUGCCAGUGAGAAGGGUGCCCAGGUAACCUGCCCACGUCAGGACGGCCAGGAGAUGGCGGAACCAGAAUCUAAGCCCACUCCCAUCUGACUUCAAUGUCUGUGCUCCUGAUGUUUGCACCGAGUCACCUCCUAAGACUUUCUGAAACUAGAUCAUAUUCAUUUAUCUCUGAGAGAAAUGCAAGCUUUAAAAAAGGAAAUAUUUACUAUGGAUAUUUUACAAUAGUUGCAAAACAUGAAAGUUUUAAAUAAAAUAUUCUUAACCACA
Molecule: messenger RNA, 2453 nt
Organism: Chlorocebus sabaeus (green monkey)
Lineage: Eukaryota; Metazoa; Chordata; Mammalia; Primates; Cercopithecidae
Source: RefSeq, a predicted model, not a curated record